CGGGCGUGUUCCCCCUCAUUUUAUUUCCUUCCUACUUUGUCCCUGUGUGUUGUCUGCAUCUUAGCCACAUCAUGAGCAGGUUAUGAAUAGCAGCAUCUGAUUGAGUCUAGCGUUCUGACUCGUUCGUGCAAUAUCUCCCCGUCAAGCAUGCAAGCAUUAUUAUAGACCACUUCCUAGACUCCCAUCAUGUCGCGUCCUUUCCCUUACGCAUACAUCUCCUGUCCCUGCGCCAACACUCCCGUCCCGGAUCCGUCCAAGAAACGCCGCUCGCGAGAAUCCCCGCAGAAGGCCAGCAGCCAUCACCCCGACCAGCCCAAACCGCCGCCGCGCUUCGACGACAGCGAGGACGAACAGACCUUCGAUCCGCGCGCCCCUCGCUCCAACUUAUCCCUCUAUCCCCCAGAGCACCUCCUCUACUGCGAGGACUGCCACCAGAUCAAAUGUCCGCGAUGCAUCACCGAGGAGAUCGUGUGCUGGUACUGUCCGAACUGCCUGUUCGAGACGCCGAGCAGUAUGGUGAAGAGUGAGGGGAAUCGGUGUGCACGCAAUUGCUUCAAUUGCCCGGCCUGCACCGCACCGCUGGCGGUCAAUACCCUCGAGAACGUCGUCCGCGGCGGCACCAGUCAACAAGGCCCCUGGGUGUUGUCGUGCGGCUACUGCAUGUGGUCGACGCUCGACAUCGGCAUCAAGUUCGACAAACCGACCAACAUCCGCACCCAGCUGGCCAAGCUGACGGCGACCGACACGAACCCCUCCCGCUCGCGGCAGAUGUCGCGCACAUUCGCAGACCUCAAGUCGCCCCUGUCCACCUUCUCCUCCAUCGACGAGCAAUUCCCCCCGGCGCCCGGCGAAGCACGCCCCGACGAUUCGCCCGACCAGUCGAACGGCCCCCUCAGCCCGGACGCGCGCUUCCACGCACUCAAGAGCUUCUACAAAACCCAAAUCUCGGCCACCUCGUCCUCGCCCAGCGAUCCGCUCGGCGUGGAUUUCGGAGCGGGCUUCUCCUCCCCCGGGGCCCUGAACCGCAUCAUGUCGCUGUACACCUCCUCGUCCCGCCUCAGCAGCCUCUACGGCGGCGCCAGCAAGAAGCCCAAGACGAAACCGCCGGUCAUGCGCGAGGCGCUGACCGCGAGCGAGGGGUUCAAGACACCGGCGGCCGACGCGGAAGCCGUCCUCAUCCAGCGCAUGGCGGCGGACGAGUGCGGCUGGGACGGACUGGCCUCGCUCGAGCAGCGCGUCUUCCAGUCGCCGGACGCGCGGUUCGUGGAGGAGCUCCUGCCGCUGGCCACGCUGCUGCGCACCAAGCGCGCCAAACGCUGCAAGUCGUGCAAGCAUAUCCUCGUCAAGCCCGAGCAGAAGCCGCAGUCCACCCGGUUCCGCAUCCGUCUGAUCGCCCUCAGCUACAUCCCGUUACCGACCCUCCGGCCGUUGGUCCCGCCACCCGCCGCGGGUGUGACCAGCGGCAGCGCUCCCGGCAUGAACCUCGACGCCCUUCCGCCCCUGCGACCCACCCAGCUGCUGCUCACCCUCAAGAAUCACAUGUUUGACCCCGUCCGCAUCACCUUGGCCACCCCGUCCGUGACCCCGGGCCGCGUGGCCUCCAAGGUCACCAUUCUCUGUCCGCAGUUCGACAUCGGCGCCAACAGCGACGUGUGGGACGAGGCCCUGCAGGGCAAUACCACUGCAGCUGGUGCAGCUGCAGCAGGUGGUGGUACCGGCAGCAAUGCAACAGCCGACCAACGCUCCUCCCGCUCCGGUGCCGCACCCGCCACAGCCACCACGGCCGCACCCGGGGGUCACCUCGGGAUGUUCGAGAAGGUCGCCGAGGCCGGCAAAGUGUGGGACAAGGGCCGCAACUGGACGACCGUGGUGCUAGAGGUGGUACCGGGGACUUUGCCGUCCGGCAGUAGCGGUGUGACCCUGCAAUCCAGGGAUCAGGCCCCGCGCACAACACAUAGCAAAACUACGGGCAAUGACAGCGACAGCGACAGCGACACCAGCAGUUUUGGCGGACAGGCACCAGAUUGGACUGGCCAGGCGGCGGAGAUGCAGCAGCAGCAACAGCAGCAGCAACAGCAACAGCUCCAACCAGACGAGGAUGUCCUCGAGAUCCCGGUGUUCGUGCGCAUGGAGUGGGAUUCGGAGAACCAGAUCGAUCGGCCCGGCGUCAGUGCCGCGGGCGAGAUGGUCAAGAGGGAGUUGGCGUAUUGGAUGGUGCUCGGGGUGGGGAGGAUUGAUCCGAGUGUUUUGAGUUGA
Molecule: messenger RNA, 2256 nt
Organism: Aspergillus brunneoviolaceus CBS 621.78
Lineage: Eukaryota; Fungi; Ascomycota; Eurotiomycetes; Eurotiales; Aspergillaceae
Product: putative dynactin Arp1 p62 subunit RO2
Exons: 3
Coding region: 187-2256 (689 amino acids)
Cellular component (GO): dynactin complex
Source: RefSeq, a predicted model, not a curated record